Molecule: messenger RNA, 1392 nt
Organism: Ilyonectria robusta
Lineage: Eukaryota; Fungi; Ascomycota; Sordariomycetes; Hypocreales; Nectriaceae
Product: ankyrin-1
Exons: 2
Source: RefSeq, a predicted model, not a curated record
AUGGAGCCAGUGGGUUUGGCCGUCGGAAUAUCAGGCCUAGCUGGCCUGUUUACUUCCUGUCUGGAAAUCAUCGAAAACAUUGAUUCCUAUCGGGACUUUGGACUUGAUUCUCGGGCUCUGGCUGCCCAGUUCGACGCUGACAGGCUUCGCUUUGAACAAUGGGGUCAAGUUGUCGGUAAAGGGCAAGUUGCCAAUCUGCUGUGGGUGAAUGCACCCGCUGGGUUCGGAAAGACCAUACUAUGCGCCAGAGUUGUCGAACACCUCUCAUCGUCGCUGGAGACACCUGUUGCAUAUUUUUUCCUAUCGUCGAACUCCGAAGGCCGUGACGACCCAUAUUCAGCAAUAAGGUCGUGGAUAGCCCAGGUGAUCUCUCGCGACCAGACUGCGUUCGACUUGGCCCGUAAGAUGUGGCUGGCUCAAGACGAACAAAUUGCGACGAGAACGAACAUCAUUACGCUCUUCCGAGACAUUUUGCAUGCCGUGCCGAGUUGCACCUUCGUUCUGGAUGGGUUAGAUGAAUGCACGUGGAUCGGGGAGGACCGAACGGGUCAGAACACUGUCGCCAAGUUUAUUGAGGCAAUUUCGCGGGCGAUUGCGGAUACUACCAGUCGAAUUAUGAUCGUCAGCCGUGACGAGCCUGAAAUCCGACGGGCUUUGAGUGAUAUCAAAGGGUUUGUCGAGCUCAAGAUUUCCCCUCAAGAUGUUCGACACGAUGUACUCUUGUUCUCUAGAAGUAUCGUCGACCGAAAACUGUCUAAGAAGGAUGAAAUCACGAAGAGUGACAUCUCUCUGAAGAUGGCAGACCGCUGCAAUGGUCAGUUCAUAUGGGUAAAGAUGCAAGAGAGCUCCCUACGCAAUUGGAAAAACAAGAAGCAGCUCGAAGAUGCCAUUGAUAAGACACCAGCUCUUCUUGAACACCUCUACGAACGGAACUGGACGAGGAUGUCUCGACUUCCUGUCGAAGAAAGGAACCGCGCUUAUUCUCUGUUACGAUGGGCUGCUUUCGCUCUGCGUCCCCUUACUGUCUGCGAGAUCGCAGAAGCGGUACUCAUCGAGAACGAACGUGAUCAACUACACCUCGACGAGAUUCCUGACUUUGUAGAUGAAGAAUACAUUGACAGCGAGAUUCUUGGUCCGUGUGGAUCUCUUCUAGAGAUCAGAAACUCCACAUCACAAACCUGCGCUGCCUUGAAGACGGUCCAUCUGGCCCAUUUCUCGAUUAGACAAUAUUUUCUCUGCCACACUUCAGCUCAAGGGGAACUCCUGAUCGCCAAUCACAACUUACAAUACUCCAAUGAAUCAUUGGAAAACGCCAGACUCGCUAUUUUUUGCCUACGCUAUGUUGAUUAUCAGGACGGGUGGGAAGGUGAUCUUCCCCUUGAGGAAGGCAAC